GGUGACAGUCGCUCGUGAAAAGUACGCGGUCAUCUGACGGGGUUGCCAGGCCAGCGGAUAGCUCUAGUUCAGGAAACCAACAGCUACCGACGAACGACAUGGCCACCGAGGGCGGUCCAGCACCGGAUGCUGCUGCAGGUGCAGGUUCCGAUGGAAUCGUCGGAGGUCCCAGGACGCCUCAGCAGAUCGCCUCGCAGAAACGACUGCAAGCGACGCAGGCGCAGGUAGACGAGGUCGUCGACAUCAUGAAAACGAACGUCGAAAAGGUCUUGGAGCGUGAUCAGAAGCUCUCCGAGCUCGAUGAUCGAGCGGACGCGCUUCAGCAAGGAGCGUCACAGUUCGAACAGCAAGCAGGAAAAUUGAAGAGGAAGUUCUGGCUACAAAAUUUGAAGAUGAUGAUCAUCAUAGGCGUCAUCGGACUAAUCAUAUUGGCCAUCAUUGUUGCGAAAUUCAUGCCAGAAUCGGCACCACCGCCACCGCCCUACGCUUAUCCACCACCAGGUGUACCGGGCCAGGUACCAGGUGCUGUUCAACCCGCUGCUCCAGCCCCUGCAUCAGCUGGUGCAUCGGGAGGAGCCGGAGGUGCAAGCGGACCGCAAACGGCCGGCGCAGCGUUCGUAGGCACUCACAACGUGAUGUAAAAAACAAGCAAAACAAAGAAACACCUCUCCGUUACCGUACCGCAAUAACAACUUUUUCCAAAAAAAAAAAAAAGAAAAAAAAGAUAACAAAGCUAAAUACCUUAAGAGGCGAGCAACGCGAGAUCUGUUGUGGCGUGAACGAAAGAGAGAAGAAGAGAAAGAGAAGUCGUACAGGUUUGUCUUCGAUGUUAGAGUGACAGUAAUUGACAAGGUCGGUGAAAUAAACGUUUGAUCGAGGAACGAACAGCUAACGCGUUAACUGCCGCGAUGCAAUCCAGAUAGAGAAAAAAAAGAAAAAGAAUAAAAAAAAAGUAUAUAAUUCCCGCUAAUGGCGUUCUCUCCGUUUCGAUCGAGCAAAGAAAGAAAAAAGGAAUACGCCGACUUUCCUUUUAUCCGCGCCGCGUUUCGUGAAAAACCGCGAAGCCCGAAAUGUGGGGGUGGGAAGAAUUAACGGGCGCACGCUAGUUCCUCUGUGCAGUUAAUGUGUUUGAGUAAAAUUGUGAUGAAAAUGUACUCUGCAUAUUCGCCAGUUCCGUGAAAUUAGCUUCUAGGGAGACAGUCUUGUCCUUAUCGAUACUAUUUCACUUCCGUUCUCCGGAGAGCGGUGAGCACUCGUAGAGAUCGAAAUAGGGAAGGGAAGAGUUGGUCGAGCCUCCAGAACGUUUAUUUCGUGAACAGAUACAGAUCUCCUAUACGUUAGGGAAUAGAACUUUCAUUUGUGUGUAAUCGUUGUCGUCGUCGAUCUCGACUAACUUGAUAACAAUGAAAAUUCUCGAUUCGCAAAAUUCCUUCGUAAUUCUCAUCCUUGGCGAAGGUGUUACCGUUACGAAGGAAUAACAGAACGAGUUAGAAAUCACAGGGAAGAACGCUGUCCGCGUUUGUUCGCGCGGUCGAAGAACAUGUGUAUCUACGUAUAUACGUGUAUAUGUACAUAAAUUAUUACGAAUUGUCGAUGUAAGAUUGAACUAUACAUAUAUACAUACGUAUAAAUAUAUAAAUAACAUGACUUAUAAAUACGUAGUAGGUAUUGCUACGAGUAAAUACAAGGAAGAAACCGUCAGAGAGAAAAAGAGUGAGAGAAAGAGAGGGAGAGAGAGAGAGAGAGAGAGAGAGAGAGAGAGAGAUUGUUAGCGUAAAACUUUCUUAUUCUUCACUUUAGCGGUUCACGCGGAAGGAUUAAGUGAUGGUUGUCCUAUAACAAGAUAAAAAAAAUAGAAAUCGACAAGUAUAUUGGGAAGGAUAAUUUCUUUUUCAGGGUCUGUUUAGGCGAUCCUACUUUUGCGAACCAUAUUUUUAUGAAUUCGACAUCUGUAAGUUUUAGGCUCUUACUCUGUAGCUGAGAUUCGGCACCGUUCUUUAUAUUAACAUGAUCUUUUUCUCCGUGACACACACCUACAUUUCAGCACUCUACUUUCUCUAUAAGUUCCAACACUAGGAUAUUAACGAAGGGAGAAAAGUAUCGAGUUUUGGCCAACGAAUGCUCCCUCUUUCCGAUGGAACAACUCAUACUUCAUUGUGUACAUUUGCAUCGUUCGACGAGAAAAGAUACUGCUGUUAUUUGUUUCUUGUUUCUUUUUCUCGCUUAAGAGCAACAGAUCGAAUUAACGAUCCUUCGGACUAUUUGUACGUCCACUGUGAAACGAUAAGCUACGAUCGAAAGAGGAAGCAUUUGCGGCUAGAGAUUUGAUUAAUUAUUCCGAUUAUUUCUGUAUGUGAAACAGCACCUAACGAAACUGCUCACCGUGUUUUAGCUACAAAAUCUAUACAUACGAAUCCUUCGAUUACGGAUCAGUACCGCGAUAGAUUUGAUUCUUUUUUUCCGUCUAACUAAAAAUUCCUCCAUAUUCUUCUCUUUG
Molecule: messenger RNA, 2497 nt
Organism: Habropoda laboriosa
Lineage: Eukaryota; Metazoa; Arthropoda; Insecta; Hymenoptera; Apidae
Gene: nSyb
Product: vesicle-associated membrane protein 2
Exons: 5
Coding region: 99-641 (180 amino acids)
Biological process (GO): vesicle fusion; vesicle-mediated transport
Cellular component (GO): SNARE complex; plasma membrane
Molecular function (GO): syntaxin binding; SNAP receptor activity
Source: RefSeq, a predicted model, not a curated record